Closterium sp. Naga37s-1 is the source of this 477-nucleotide messenger RNA. Lineage: Eukaryota; Viridiplantae; Streptophyta; Zygnematophyceae; Desmidiales; Closteriaceae. The record is from the annotation of a GenBank genome assembly.
AUGCACAGUGGCGCAAGAGGCCAGCUGCCACUACUGCUGAAUUCUCUCCCUUGCCAACUUUGGCUUCCUCUCCUGCUAUUCUCUCUGGGCGGCCCACUGUUCCUCGGAGGGGCAGCAACGUUUGGAUGUAUCAACGAGGACGAAGGAAGGCACCAGUUCGGAUCAGCAGGAGGUUUCCACUGUCCCUGGGUGCCGUGGCUUCCCCUCGCCUGCAUCCUGGUCAACGUCUAUCUCAUGGCCAACCUGGGUGCCUCCACGUGGCUCUACUCCUCCUCAUGGCUCGCUAUAGGAGCACUCGUUUACCUCGCGUACGGAAUCCGCCACAGUGCUUUGGGGAAAGUCCAUGCCGCGGGCCCGCGCGUUCUGGAUGCCUCCAAGCGCACGGCUAGCUGGUGGAACCUGGGCACGCCGUUUGAGGAGUGGGUGGUGCAACAGACGGGCAGGCAGGCGCGGGUGGGGCAAGGCCAAGGCAGAUAG